This is a messenger RNA of Orussus abietinus, 4269 nucleotides long. It is a transcript of the gene Jra, whose product is annotated as transcription factor AP-1. Bases 1005 to 1817 code for a protein of 270 amino acids. Gene Ontology annotation, cellular component: transcription regulator complex. Lineage: Eukaryota; Metazoa; Arthropoda; Insecta; Hymenoptera; Orussidae. Gene Ontology annotation, molecular function: DNA-binding transcription factor activity, RNA polymerase II-specific; RNA polymerase II cis-regulatory region sequence-specific DNA binding; transcription factor binding. The record is from RefSeq and is a predicted model, not a curated record. Gene Ontology annotation, biological process: regulation of cell cycle; regulation of transcription by RNA polymerase II; regulation of cell population proliferation. The transcript has a single exon.
UGCACGGUGCGAGGUGGCGGAGAGUCGUCCCGCGGCUAGAGUACGCGCAGGUUGUUCCGAUCGCUCCGUCGUAAGCCAGAGUCGGCGAUCGGGUCUGGACGGUUAGUCCACGGUUAGUCCACGGUCGUUCGAGCCGUGCAAGGUGCGUCGCGGGUGCCGUGCAUGUGCGCUCGCGCGCCUUACUAGGCGGAUAGUUCGCGCCGGCAUCGGAGAGUGCCGUGACUCGUGAGUCAUUGUUGUGUUGACAGUCGGGAGCGGCAGUCGGUGCGAGCGGAGUGCGCAGCAGCGGACUCUAUCGGCGACCGGUGUCGCGAUUUCGUCGGAAUUUCGGGCGGUUCGUCCGGUGAGGACCCUCGCGUGAAGGGUCUCCCCUCACGUGGCCGAGUUCACGCGAGUCCGCUCACCACUACUACGGCUCGGCGCUAGCCUCCGGGGACCGCGGCGAGUUAUGUAACGGAGUGAGAAGGAGCUAUCGGCCGGACGGAAGGAGCGAGAGAGACGUGGCGAGAGCGACCGCCGGAAGGAGAGAAAGAGCGAGCCAGAGGCAGAUCGCGAGUCUCGGGGAGGCGCAAAAAGAGGUCUGCCGGAACUCUACUCGCGUUUCCUUCUUAUUAUCGGGAUCGGCGACGAUUAAUCGCGCCCUGGGCCGAACGGAAACGCGAGACGCAGGUUGCGAUCUCGAGGACGAGUGCGAGUAGUGGGGAGGUGGUUAUUAAGGGAGUUUCGGAAAGUUUAUCCUUCGCUCUCGGCCGAGUGGAAGAGAGAGGACGAGAUAAGGCGAGUUGCGAGACGCGUAAAAGGUUUACCAAGAAACUUCGGCCACGGUAAAACACUCUCGAGGAAGGAGGAAUUAAGGCAAGGAAAUUAACGGUUUCAGUUAAUAUAUUUAUUUAUCGCUCUUGAGUGGAACUCGAGAGGAGAAAGUGGUCACUCUAGGUGGAGGAGAGAAAAGAGAAAGAAGAGAGACUCAUUUUAGGGCUUCGAUCGUCUUCGGUUAAGCACCGAUGGUGCGCAGCUCGGCGAACAUGGAGUCGACGUUCUACGAGGAGAGCAUCAUCUACGGUACCACCAAUCGGGAGAACAUGGGCCAGCUUAAAAGGAAUCUGACGUUGGACCUGAACGGCGGAACGAGGCAACCCCAGGCCAAGAGGCCACGUCUAGGUCCUCUGCCCCCGGCUCUGAACGCUUUGGCCCCGGUUCUCACCUCCCCGGACUUCCACAUGCUCAAGUUGGGUUCUCCGGAGCUGGAAAAGCUCAUCAUCGCGCAGCAGGAUACCCUGAUGACUUCGGUCCCUACGCCCACGACGCAGAUACUCUUCCCCAAGACCGUCACCGAAGCGCAAGAACUCUACGCCAGAGGAUUCGUGGACGCCCUGAAUGAGCUGCACCACUCGGACAGCUCGCAGGAACCGGGGAGCAUCCACGGGGCCACCUAUACCACUCUGGAACCUCCGGGCAGUAUACAGAGCAGCACCGAGUCCCUCAGUCAAGGUCUCAUGCAGAUCAAGGACGAGCCCCAGACGGUACCCAGCGUCUCGAGUUCGCCUCCCAUGUCGCCCAUCGACAUGGAGAGCCAGGAGAGGAUAAAGCUCGAGAGGAAGAGGCAGAGGAACCGCGUGGCUGCCUCCAAGUGUCGCAGGCGCAAACUGGAGAGGAUCUCCAGGCUCGAGGACAAGGUUAAGCUGCUCAAGGGAGAGAACAGCGAGCUCAGUGCGGUGGUCCACAGGCUGAAGGAGCACGUGUGUCGCCUCAAGGAACAAGUUAUGGACCACGUCCACUCGGGGUGCCAGAUCAUGACCGUGUCGGGUCAGUUCUGAAAUGGGCGAGGCGUCUUCUCGAGGGAGAGAUACUUUCCAAGCCCAGGGUCGGCGUGACGCCAGCGUUCCGGGGACCUUCGCCGGACUCCUACGACGUCUCCUGGAAAGCCGAGAAUCGAGAAACGAACGACGAGGGUGACCUGUACCUUUUGUUUCGUUAUCUCGAAGCAACUACGCGGCGUGAACCUCUUGGCAGCGUCCUGGAACUACGGCGACGUCCAGUGGCCCCUGGAGUCGCGCUGUGGCGGCCAUUUUGGAGAACGCACGCGGGAAAUUCGAACGGCGCCGACGACCGACGGAUUUAGAAAUUUCUCGACCGCGUGCCAUUGAUAUGUCGUCGUCGAUAGUCGAGGGAUACGCGGUAGUUUGCGGGAAAUCCCGAGAAUGCAUUACUGGGACGAAAUACUCUUCAUCUUUCACCGAGGAUACCGUGCCUCGUCUCGAGGGGAAAUUAAUAUUACGUCGAGAUUCGUGGAAGUAGCCGCAAUAUUUUGGACACAUUCUUUGUCGGACUGGCGAGAUCAUUUUAUUAACUCGGAAUUGACCGUUCCCUUGAUCAUGGCGAAGGGUGGAUUGCACCGGUCUUAAUGACUGGGAGAUUAUGCGGAUGUUUUAAGGAGCGGAGUCGAAAGUUGCCGUUUUCAGGGAUUUUUUUUCUUCUUUUAGGGUUUCGAGGUCGCUCUUUUGGGCUGGCUUGAUCGCCGACGUGUCUGUGUUCCCGUAACGCGUCACUUGUGCAUCUAGUCCUGUCCAGUAUGCCCUCGUAACUUAUACACACGCAGACGUACGUAUACAUACGUACAUACAUACACAUACACACACUUACGCAACGUAUAUGCACAUCGGCGCAGCGCGCGGCAUAGACAAACCGGCGGGACGGCCAUUGGCCCGUUUCCCCUGGAGCCGCCGCGGCUCGCGACAACGGAAAGCCUAGCGUCGACGGCUCCUAGAAUAUAAAAAAAAUUUUUCCCGUCGUUUCUUCAGUUCUAAACGUUCGCUAUCAAUCUGUAACUUCUCCAUUUUCUCCGGAAAACCUGGAGGGACGACCUCGGCCUCGUCUGGGAAUUUUUUCGCUCCUUGCCCCUUGUCGGAGAUGUAUUUAUGCCGCUCGCGAUAAUCGCCAUCGAUUCUCCCGGCUCGUCGAACGACGCGGCCGGUCUGUCUUAAUAUUAAUUUAUUUAUGCCGCGAGUCUGUGACGCGAGAUUUUAUUAUUCCGACCAGGGGCACGAGGCGAGACGGACCGUUCUCGGAUUUCUUCUUCGCUCGGCGGUAUUUCGACCUUAACGUUUUAAUUGCGAAUUAAUAUUUCGGCGAGGGGAGAUAUCGAGAGGACUCUCGGGGAAGGAGAUUAACCCCGGGGGCAGAGAUUCGAUUUUUUAUACGGACUUUUUAGCGGUAGGAAGAGGCGGAGGACACCAUGGGGCCUCUUCUACCCUCCGAGAGGGGUUUUCUCGCAGGUCCUUCUCCCCGCAGAAGAGACGUCACGCGAUCAAGGGUUUACUGUUUAAGGUGUGCCUUGUAGGAGAUACUCGGAGGGCGCCAUUUUGGAUUUUUGUCCGGCGUCGCCGCCUCUUCCGAGAGUUUUGCCUUCCCUUCCGGGGCUUCGCGGGGGUCCUCUCGGUGCUUUUCUUUCUCGGAAGAAUUUUCCUUAGAUUCGAUGUAUCCCUGCGAUGGAUCCCUCGGAUCCUGGGGCGAGGUUAAUUAGCUUAAUGCGAGCGAUCGAACCGAUGGAUUCUCGUCCAAAAUGGCGCGCGCGCUUGAACGGACUAUGUCGCGCCCUGAAGGGGGAAAAUAAUAUGUAAGCGCGAAUCGCUCGGCAACUCGCCGUUCUUCUAGAUGUAAGAAGCGCUUGCCAUUUCCGGGACAAACUCCAAAUGCAAUUUCGUCGGGGUCUUUCCUUGCGGCCGUAAUGAAAUUCGCUUUCUCCGCCGGUGUAGGUCGUGCCGAAUCUCACGGUGCUUCGGCCUCUCUUCUUUUCCUUUUCUUCUUCCUCCAUCUUUUUACACCGUUGAGCAACACGAUUUUCGACGCGCUAAAUCGAGGCGUUCUAUUUUCUGACCACUUUUGUACAGACCAUUAUUGCGGAGUGCCUUUGUAGGAACUUUUUUAAUGAGAAUAAGCGCGAAAUCGAAGCUUCGGAUGUGUUCUUUCCCUCCCACAGUUUUUUUUUCUUCGCAAUCUUUUAUAUUCUUCCCUCCCGUUCCUCUUUGCGAUGCACCUUGGGAUUUCGCAAGCGAGAAUCGUGAAACGCGUCGUAAAACAGCGACCUAGAAAUCGUAUAAAGAAUCGUUGAUUGGCGCGUUAGGGAACAUUAAUAACUAAUUAUUAUACGACGGCGAGGCGAGGCGCCGAGCGAAAGGGGGCGAGAGAAAGAGAGAGAGAGAGGAGGAAGAGGAGGCGUUGCACAAACGUAAGAAAGUAAUGAAAACUACAUGUGAUUUAGCAAUUAAG